AUGUCUCUCCCAUACCCUACCCGUCAGCUCUAUUAUAACGGAAAGGUUCAAGCCGCGACUUCCGGCAAGACGUUUCAAACCAUUAACCCCGCCACUGCAACUCCAUUGGCCGAUAUCGAAGUUGCCUCCAACAGCGACGUCGAUGCCGCUAUCACCGCUGCUGAUCGAGCAUUCCCUUCAUGGGCCCAGACUCCUUUAAUUGCCCGCGCUCGUAUUCUUCACAAGGCCGCUGCUCUCCUGCGUGAGCGCAAUGAUGAGAUCGCCCGUGUCGAGACUUUGGAUUCCGGAAAGGCCUUUACGGAGACUAGCACCGUGGACGUCGUCACUGGUGCCGACGUUUUGGAAUACUAUGCCAACUUCAUUGGUGGUGGUGGUCUCAACGGUGAAACCACUCACCUCCGUGAGGACGCCUGGGUGUACACCAAGAAGUCUCCUCUGGGAGUGUGUGCUGGUAUUGGUGCUUGGAACUACCCCAUCCAAAUUGCCCUUUGGAAAUCCGCUGCCUGCUUGGCCGCCGGUAACACAAUGAUCUAUAAGCCCAGUGAAUACACCCCGCUUCACGGCCAAACCCUGGCAGAAAUCUACACCGAGGCCGGUCUGCCCGACGGCGUCUUUAACGUGGUGAACGGCGCCGGUGACGUCGGCGCUUACCUGACCAGUCACCCCUUGAUUGCCAAGGUCUCCUUCACCGGCCAAGUGGCAACCGGCCAGAAGGUGGCUGGCUCCGCCGCCGGUAACAUGAAGUACGUGACCAUGGAGCUAGGUGGUAAGAGCCCAUUGAUUGUCUGCCCAGACGCAGAGCUGGAGAGCGCCGUCAACGGCGCCAUGAUGGCCAACUUCUACAGCACAGGCCAGGUCUGCACAAACGGUACUCGAGUGUUCGUCCCCCGCGCCAUGAAGGCUGCCUUUGAGAAGAGCCUGCUCGAGAAGAUUCAGUAUGUGCGACCAGGCCCGCUCUUCGAUGAACAGACCAACUUCGGUCCUCUGAGCUCCAAGCCUCACUUCGAGAAGGUGCUUUCUUAUAUUCAACAUGGUAUCCAGACGGACCGCGCCACUCUGCUCUGCGGUGGUGUCGAAAAGCCCAAUGUGCCCAAGGACCUCCAGGCCGGUUUCUGGGUCCAGCCUACUAUCUUCACCGACUGCACUGACUCCAUGCGCAUUGUCCAGGAGGAGAUCUUCGGUCCUGUGAUGACUAUCCUGUACUACGAUACCGUUGAAGAGGCCGUGCAGCGCGCCAACGCUACCGAGCUCGGUCUUGCCGCCGGCGUCUUCACCAACAACCUCAACCAGGCUCACCGUAUCAUUGAUCAGCUCCAGGCUGGCAUCACUUGGGUCAACACGUGGGGUGAGAGCCCGGCGGAGAUGGCUGUCGGUGGCUGGAAGAAAAGCGGUCUGGGUGUGGAGAAUGGUCGCCGCGGUAUCGAGGCUUGGCUGCAGAACAAGAGCACUCUUGUUGACAUGAGCGGCUCUGUGCCCUCGGUCUUUGCCAAGCUGUAA
Molecule: messenger RNA, 1497 nt
Organism: Penicillium soppii
Lineage: Eukaryota; Fungi; Ascomycota; Eurotiomycetes; Eurotiales; Aspergillaceae
Product: betaine-aldehyde dehydrogenase
Exons: 2
Coding region: 1-1497 (498 amino acids)
Molecular function (GO): aldehyde dehydrogenase (NAD+) activity
Source: RefSeq, a predicted model, not a curated record